CUGGUAGAAACCCCCCAAAUCUCUUCAAAAUUACACUUCCGACCCCAAACUUCUUCCCUUAACCGGAAAUCCCACUGGAAUCCACCAUAUACGUCGGAAAUGUGGCCGGCGAAACCACCAGCAUCGAGCUAUUGCAGUCUUCAAAGCUCUCUCUUAUCUCUCGCUAUCUUUACCUUACUUUCCUUCACAUAUCUCUCUCUUAAUUCCUUCCAUAACCCUAAUUCUCACGUACAAUCAUCUCAGCAGGUUGUUAGAGUGGACGAGGAGGUGUUAUCGGAUUUGUAUAAUUCGAUAACAUCUCAGGUUGUUAGAGCGAAGGAGGAGGAGUUAACGGAUGUGUAUAAUUCGCCUGAAGUGUUUAGGUUGAAUUAUGAGGAAAUGGAGAGGAAAUUUAAGGUUUAUAUAUAUAAAGAUGGAGAUCCGAAGACGUUUUAUCAAACACCAAGGAAACUGACGGGGAAGUAUUCUAGUGAGGGAUAUUUCUUCCAGAAUAUUCGAGAGAGUAAGUUUGUUACUGAGGAUCCGGAUGAGGCUCACUUGUUCUUCAUUCCGAUCUCUUGUCACAAGAUGAGAGGAAAGGGCACCUCAUAUGAGAACAUGACCGUAAUUGUACAAACCUAUGUUGAUAGUUUGAUUGCCAAAUACCCAUACUGGAAUAGAACCAUGGGUGCAGAUCACUUCUUUGUUACCUGUCAUGAUGUUGGUGUCAGGGCAACUGAAGGGCAUCCCUUUCUUGUAAAGAAUGCAAUCCGUGUCGUGUGCUCCCCUAGCUAUGAUGUUGGAUAUAUUCCACACAAGGAUGUCGCUCUUCCACAAGUUCUACAGCCAUUUGCCCUUCCAGCUGGAGGAAAUGACAUUGAGAACAGGACAACUUUGGGUUUCUGGGCAGGUCAUAGGAACUCUAAAAUCAGGGUUAUCCUGGCACGCCAAUGGGAAAAUGACACUGAACUGGAUAUUUCCAACAACCGGAUAAACAGGGCUACAGGACCUCUUGUUUAUCAAAAGAGAUUUUACAGGACAAAGUUUUGCAUAUGUCCAGGUGGUUCUCAGGUUAACAGUGCUCGUAUAACAGACUCAAUACAUUAUGGAUGUGUUCCUGUGAUACUCUCUGAUUACUAUGACUUGCCAUUCAACGACAUUCUCGAUUGGCAUAAAUUUGCUGUCGUACUGAGGGAGAAGGAUGUAUAUGACCUAAAGCACAUUCUCAAGAACAUCACGCAAGAUGAAUUUGUGAUUUUGCACCACAAUUUAGUGAAGGUUCAGAAGCACUUCCAGUGGAAUACACCUCCUAUAAGGCAUGAUGCUUUUCAUAUGGUUAUGUACGAACUCUGGCUGCGUCAUCAUGUGAUCAAGUACUAAACUGGAAAAUAGAUAUACGAUAAAUCAGGUAUAGAACGCGCUUAAAGUUGUAUAUAACUGCUUAAGCAUUGUGCCAUCUUCUUCCUCCGUGUUCCCGGACACUGGAGACAGGUCCUAAUGGAGGCAAAGCCAUUGAGGCUGAGAUCACGAAAGAGCUGUUUCUUCUGUAAUUUAUGUGACCUUUUUGUACCUAUCAAGGAACAACUUUUUGAGCACUUGUUACCUCUCAAGAAGGGUGAAGAUUGAUUCUUGUUUGUGCACUGCAAAGGAUAAUAUAGGUGUUAUUUUCAUGUAAUUUAUUCAUUUAUUCUUCCAUUUCCAUUGAGGAACUACUAUCACCUUCUGUAGAUGCAGUUGGAUUUAAUCUAGAAUGACUAUAUAUUCGGUUUUA
Lycium ferocissimum is the source of this 1750-nucleotide messenger RNA. Its product is annotated as probable glycosyltransferase At5g03795. Gene Ontology annotation, molecular function: glycosyltransferase activity. The record is from RefSeq and is a predicted model, not a curated record. The transcript has 7 exons. The coding region runs from base 100 to 1359 and encodes 419 amino acids. Lineage: Eukaryota; Viridiplantae; Streptophyta; Magnoliopsida; Solanales; Solanaceae.